UUAUGAUUCAUCCGCUUGAUUAGCAACUUGUGACAAACAAUGUAAAGUAUUAAAUAUCGGUUACAGUUUAUGUGACACAGUAAGUUCGAACGGGUACCUACUAGAUUAACAACUUUCAUUAAAAUGGCCAGGAAUGAAAGAGACAAACUUCCAACUUGGAUUUCUCCAGUGGUGGAGUACACUUUCUUUAUAUGCCAGAUGGGCAGUAGAACGAAAUUGGAAAACGCAUUUGACCUAUAUGCUUUACAAUAUUUUGUGACUCUGAAGAGGGACAUAUUUGUUGAAUGCUUGGGAAAACAAGGCUUUGUGUGUGAAAUAGUAAAUAAGACUAGUACUAUUCUUCUUCAUUGUUCCGAUUGCCACAGCCCUGACAGAGUGUAUAACAUUUUGAACGAACUCCUAAAGAGAACAUAUGACUAUGUAAUAGAUUUACGGUCUCCCGAUGGAUGCAGGUUUUCAAGACAAAUCAGGAAUCAGGGACCGAUGCAGGUGGUUCAUGGAUCAGCAAUCGUUAUCAAACAUGACACAAAGAUGAUUUGUGUGUCUGAUAACAAUGACUGUAUUGAUAGUCUUUUAGAUGAAAUGGGCUAUCACGAAGUUGAGUACCUCGAUAUAAAGCAGUUUGCUCCUAAUUUGUUUUCGCUUGGUAUAGAAGAUGCAUCCUUGCAUCCCAAUAUUAUGAGCAUCAAAGUUCAGCACAGUCAACAGGAAUGCCGUAUUGUGUGGAAAGGACGAGCGAAGGAAACGGGAGAUGCACUUAUACGCGAGUUUUUGAAAAAUUGCUUACAAAAAAGCAUUGACUUUGUUGAAGGGGAACAGCGUCUUCCUUACACCGACCUUGCCUGCAAAGUGAUUUUUGAUGAAAGUGGCGAUAUCAAGAAGCAUUAUGCUCAAUACUUGAAAAGUUUAAGUAAAAAGAAAAGUAAAUGCACACACUUCUCCUUGGUGCAGAAGGACGGAAGAGUUGUUCUUUAUGGUAGAAAUGGAAACGUUGACAAUUUCAAGAAAGAAAUAGAGGAAUCAAUAUCGAAACACAAUCUUGAAAUGAACCUGUUUGAACAAACGGAUGUUUUGAAUUUUUUGAAAAAACACAAAGAAAAACUUUGGUAUGAUAUGUUGAAUGGAACAUUACUCUGCACAAGAGAUCUCACGUCAGAAGUAAUAAAAGUAUGCACAUCACGGCCAUUGAGACAAAGGUUUGAGUUUAAUACAGAACCUGUACUGCUAGUUGCGUUCCUACAGGAAAAUGGCGAAGAUUUAUUAAACCACGCGAAAAUUCUUGGAGUUGAUAUAUUAUUUGAUGGAACAAACAUUUUUCUUGAGAGCUCUUUGGAUCAUGUCUGCAAAGAAUUUCAUAUUGACUUGAAGAAAGCAGUAGAUAGCGGAAGAAUUGUUAUGUCCGUCAAUGAACAGUUUACAGAUUUGGCACGCAUUCAAACCAUAAUGAACCAGACAUCAUGUUCAUGGGUUUUGCAUUGCAAUCACCCAAAGGCUGUUAUAAGUAGCCAAGAUUUUUGCAAGAGAUGGAUCGACCAGUAUAAGUCGACACUAAUAUGCCUUGCAGAGAUAGGUGCAGCAAUAGCUUGCACCGAUAUAUGCAUUGUCUUUACAGCUGACAUGCUUUGUCAGCUUGGUAUUUCAAGUCGCAGAACAGACUUUCUUCAAUCAAAAACGUCCAAAGAAGAUUACAAAGAAAUAGAAACCUUCUAUGGCCCAUUACCAGUGUCUAACGUGUUCGUUGGAUGUCGAGAGAUACAUCUUAUAAGCGUGAAGGUGAACGAAAAAACAAAGCUCAUGGAUUGUUUAGUUAAGGAAAUAACAAUGUCAAGAGCCAACAGUUAAAGGAGUUUGUGCAUAGUUGCUGCGACAGGAAAUAAUGGAAAGGGGUUUACUUAUGAAGACAUUAUAUCUCAGUUUGUUAAAGCCUUGCAAGAAGUUAUUCACAAACAACGUCCAACAUUUACACAGGAUAUACACAUUCUUGUUGAUAAAGGAAAUAUGGCAAUAGCAGAAGCACAUAUUGAAAGGUCUCUGUCUGGUAUGUUCAAUACUUCCCGACGAGGAAAGAAUAGCGCGAAAAAGGCAAACACAGACAAAACGAUCUUUUGGCAAUUAAGAGAAAAUGAGGCAUUCUACGAUCGUUUAGAACUAAUUGGACGCACUAAAGGUUGUGCUUUGAAUGCAAAAGAAGAGGUCUUACAAUAUAUUGAAGAAACCAAGCGUUUGAACUGCUGUGAUGCAGACAACCAAAGCGACUUGACGACAUCUCAGACUGACCAAGAUGACGAUGAUCAAUGCCGUUUUCAGGACAUGGAAAUGUCGGCUACAAUCAAUCCAGGGAUCGUUCAUUUCUUGGGAGCAAACCUUGCUCGAUGGGCGGAUGCUGUGAAGAAACAUCUCGAUGUGACGAUUGAAGUUAUCGGUAGCGGGUCUGCUAGAGUGAUCGGUGACUUCAAAAACAUCAUGUCUUUUGAGAAAUAUCUGCAGACCCAAUUCCCAAAAGAUCCUGACGUAAUAUCCGAAUGAAGGCAAAUCAAAUUUUGCUAAUAGACAUGCUUGCGAUUUGUUGUUAUGAAUAAGCUAUGCGAUGUGUUUCCAGCCAUAUUAUGCAAUUUGUGUGUUUUACUCGUUUACAAAGGUGUAAACUGCUAACAUACGAAGGCCAUUCAAAAUAUACACAGACACUGUACCAAGGUACAACCUAUGUUCAGGCCAAAAAAAUAACUGUUUGUUUAGGGUAACCUUCCCAAAAUUUCUAGGUAAGGUAGGUAGGGAUUUUUUUUUAAUUUGUCGUAAGUUCAGAGUGUUUUCUUGCACAUGGCAGUCUUUCCUACAUUACUGUCAUUGCCUGACUUUGUUUUAUUAUAUAAACAAUAAUUCUGAUUAAAAUCUGCAUUCAUCCGCCCUUCGUAACUCUGUAUUCGCUUACGAAUGUUUUUUUUGCUCAGAAACGGAAAAAAAUAGUUAGGGUUGGCGCAUUUUUAUAGGUAGGGUCGGGUUACCCGAAACAGACAUAUUUUUUUCUAGGCCUGACAGGAAACGUCGGAAUCGAUUCUCUUAAUGUGCACACUUGCAAGAAAGUAUGUUGAUUUUUCUGUAUAUACGAGAAAUGAUUUUCGUAUUUUUUAUACAUUUCAAACAAAACAAUUCGGUGCAACUCACUAAUGUCAAACGGCGUGGCUUUUGUAUUUACAAGUACAACAUUUUUAGCAAUAACAGUAAUAAAUUUAUUAUCUUUAUUUUUUAAUUGAAGUUUUGACAAGUGAGUAUCAACGUCAUAUCAACAUGAAUGUUCAUAAAACUUAACCAAUGGUACAGAUCCUUAUAUGAAUUAAACAUAUGUUUAGGGUGUCGUUUUGCUGAUUUAAAAACACAACUCGAAUUAACUAUGACAGCUUCAAAUUUUAACAUUUUUUAAAUUGAAUAUUCAAGAGGCAUUUUUCACCUCUAUGUAUGUAAUUCUAUACUACUUUUAGCUGAAAACUUUGUGAGAUAUUAUCGAUCGCUAAGAAUUGCCGAGCUGUUUGAUUCUUCAGGUUGAUCAGUGAAUGUUGACAUAAUAUAAGCUUGUUCUGUAUUGAGCUGGGGUGGUAUUCAAUAAUCAACUUAAGUAAAUCUUAUUGUCACCCAUCAUUGACUUCAUUCUCUCUAUAAGUCAGUAAUUUAAAACAAGUUAUCCGAUUAGCUACAUCGUUCUUAGAUUAAAUUAAGACCAAUAUUGAAUACCAGCCCAGGUCUUAAAUAUAUCCCCUUACAUUAAACGUGAUCAUAAUUGUAAUAUCAGUGCUUUAAAUGGGAAUCCUUUUUGAGCUGAGUGAUCACCCAAAAUGGCAAACCUUGAACAGUUGAUUUGUUAACAUUUAUUUAACUUGAAAGCGCCAGACAUGAUUUUGGGAAAGGGUGACUUUUUGCUUGAAUUUAUGAAAUCUGUUGAAAUAAGUUUGAAACUGUUUUGUGUGUGUUUAUGGUAAUAAAAUUUGAACGGCAUUCCUGCGUAUUUAUAACCAUUCUCAUGAUAUAGGCUAUGAAUACGCUAGGGUGCCGAGGUUCAUUAAAUAUGUGAGAGAGUCAAUGAUGAUAUGCAUAUUUUAUUAAAUAUAUAAUUGGCGACUGUGCGUUUCCCUGUUCUUUUCAUUGUAUUGUUAGUCGUCGUGUAAAUAAAGUUUAUGUUUUUAUAAUUUUCAACCUUACAGAGACGGAGUCCGGUAGUCUUUAAUUAUAAUUGUCUUAGCCAAGUUGAAGGCAGUUUUACUCUACGGUUUUAAAGCAUUAUUCCUCUUACUAAGGUUGCUAAUGAAACACUUUUGUUGUGAUAUACUUAGAAUUUAAAGACUUACUUUUAUCUGUCAGAACUUCUUUUCCAUUUUUAAAAAAAAGAAUAUGCAAAUGUUUUAUUCAUUUUUUGCAGAGUCUCUCAUUCGAUAUUCUCUAGCAUUGCCCAUCUAGCAAUGUUCUCUAACUUUUGGACAGAAUUGGUUGCGAAACCUAUUCAUGAGUAGUGCGCCCUUACAGGGUCGUCGUUUAAAUUGUUGGCUUCCAGGCCUGUCCAUGUAUAUUUUAUUUCAUCCUUACUAUUUUGUUUUGAAUAUCUUUAAAUUAGCUUUGAUCACAGAUACAUAUUUUGAUGAUAAUCAUCUCCAUUUUAAUUAGACAUUACUGAUUCGUGAAUCAAUAGUUUUAAGUGAGUUUGUUUAUAACGUUAUGUCAUAUAUAUGUUAAGAGAAGUGUCGAGUGACCGAUCGGUCGAGCAUUCUUUUGUAAUAAAACUCAAUUAAGUUAAUGUGUUAUUCCAGAUAAGUGUGUAGAUUACUGAAUACAAAUGCUUUUAACUUUUUUAGUAUUAAUUCAGAUAUGCAGAAUAUCACGACUGUCUGUAUAUAAGAAUGGAAAUAGCACUUUUCGAUAAAAAAAAUGUGUUUUUAAGAGGAUAAUGUAUUUUUAAGUAAAUUAAAGCUACGCUCUAUUGUUAAAAUAUAUUCAAUCUACUACCUUAUGUAUUAGCUCGGAUAAACACCAAUCAAUUUUGAUUCAACAUAUACUUUAAACUUUUACAAUUUUGUAAAUAUUGAUUGAUUGUUUUUAAAUGUUUUUACAAUAAAUAAAGUUUUAU
Molecule: messenger RNA, 5110 nt
Organism: Mya arenaria
Lineage: Eukaryota; Metazoa; Mollusca; Bivalvia; Myida; Myidae
Exons: 7
Coding region: 124-1842 (572 amino acids)
Source: RefSeq, a predicted model, not a curated record